GUUAUGAAAUCAUGAAAGUGAAAAGGCAAAAGACGGUUAAAAAGUAUAUCAAGUUUUUUAAGAAUUCUUUCGGGAUUUUUGAGCCGUAUCAGGUAAUAGUUGAUGGGACCUUUUGCCAAGCCGCAUUGCUAAAUAAAAUCAACAUAAAGGAGCAGUUACCAAAGUACCUUGAUGCCAAUGUUCAACUAUUGACAACAGAUUGUGUUGUGAACGAGUUGCAAAACCUUGGAGGAUCGCUCUAUGGUGCUUUUGUUAUAGCUAAAAGAUUUAAAAGCCGAAACUGUGGUCAUCAAGAUCAGCAUGUUUCAGCAACAGAGUGUGUUACUCAUUUAGUGGGUGAAAACAACGAGAAGAGGUAUUUUAUUGCCACUCAAGAUAAAGAACUUCGAAAUGCAUUGAGAAAAAUUCCUGGAGUUCCAUUAUUAUAUAUCAACUAUAACUGUAUAGUUAUGGAAAGACCAUCAUUUGUCUGUCAGAAAAGAGCAACCGAGGUUCAGACUGCUCGAAUAGAACCGACAGAUCGUGAAAUGGGAACAUUGGAACAAUUGAAAUCCAGCGAACUUAAACAACCUGAAAUCAUCAGACGCAAACGUAAACGAGCUAAAGGACCAAAUCCCCUAUCGUGUAAGAAAAAGAAGAGAGGUGUAUCUUCAAGUUCUUCGCAUUUUAUUCAAGUUCCUACGAACAAAUGCUCAAGAAAACGCAGAAGAAGAAAAAUGGCGGCUCACAUUUUACACGAAUUGAAGCAGAAUGCCUGAAGAGAGAAAGUCAGAUAUCUUGCAAGGUACAUUGUCACGAGCCUUCAAAACAAAUACAUUCGUAAAACACUAUGUUUAGCUUGCUACUUGGGAUUUACAUAAGAAUGUCGCUUGCCAUCAUCGGCUGUUGCCAACUGUGUCAUUGACAAAACAUUCCUUUGUAUUGGACCGCCAAAUUAUCAUGUUAAAAAAAUACGUAUUUUCUAAUGCUUCAGUAAUUUCAAUCGUCGUAGCUAAAUGUAAAACAAAUAAAACAUCCGUUGGUUUCGUGGUGAAAUAAAUAAAUGAUAUUUUUAUUUAAUCUUGAUAACUUCAUUGCUUGUUGAUUUAGGAUUUUUGUACCCGCUACUUUGACAUUUGCCUUAAAAAAUUGAGAUAACUCACUUACUGCCACUUUAUUGACUUAAAAUUGUUUAUUUAGAACGAGAUUAGCUUACAAUUUGCAUUUUCAACGCGCUCUAUUGGGAAAAUACGUAAAAGAUCUUCCUCGUUCGAUCGAGUCAUUCGCUUCAACGAUUCCAUUAUAUUUUAUUUCCUUUUUUCGUGAAAAUCAUUCUUAGAACAUUUAGAAUAUUACAAACUCUUACCGAUUUCCUGCCACGUUUGCAGCUCAAGCAGGUCUCAGAUUCUUGGCAAGGACACGCUAAUUUGAAAACAUGAACCUUUCUCAAAUGAUCAUCAGUAAUUAUCAUUUGAAAGUCAUGGCUAAAUUUACGAUACAAUAAGAUACAAUUACCAUGACGAUGUUGUGUUAUUACCAAAUUGUUUUUUUCCCACAAAGCAACCUUUGUGCUUUCUUUCAUUUUUUUUGUAGAUUGUAUGCAAAGCGAGAGGGUACCUAGUAACGGUGUGUUUUACUUGGCAGUCAGGAGGCGAGCCAUGUCGCUACUUGCUAGUGGUUAUGAAGCCGGUAAAUUCGUUUAUCACGAACGAAUUUGAUGAUUUGACAAUAUUCAACUGCACCCUAUGGUCAUGUAGCAACAAUGGACAAUAGGUAUAUGCAAAUUAGUGCUUUGUGCAUUAACACCUGCCAUUGAUAACCCCUUUAAUAAAGUCAACUGAACACACUGAUAUUCCAAUAUCCGUCUUCACAUUUCAAAACAACGUUAAAUUGUACACAUUUUAUAAGUGCGAUACAUCUUCGCAUCUUAGUAAAGAUAUUGCUAUAGCCUUGAA
Molecule: messenger RNA, 1934 nt
Organism: Xenia sp. Carnegie-2017
Lineage: Eukaryota; Metazoa; Cnidaria; Anthozoa; Malacalcyonacea; Xeniidae
Product: rRNA-processing protein UTP23 homolog
Exons: 7
Coding region: 12-758 (248 amino acids)
Cellular component (GO): small-subunit processome; nucleolus
Molecular function (GO): small ribosomal subunit rRNA binding
Source: RefSeq, a predicted model, not a curated record